AUGUACGGCUGCGAGAAACGGCCGCCGCUGAUCGCCAAGUCCCCCUCCAGCGAGGGCACGGCCGCCUCCAAGCGGGGCCGCAGCCUCCUCCUCGCCGCCUCCAACCUCCAGGCGGUCUCCGGGCUGCUGAUGCUGGUGUUCGGGGUGCUGUGCGCCGCCUACGGGAGCAGCCUGAGCCGGCUGGGGGGCGGCCUCUGGGGCGGGCUGACCGCGCUGGGGGCGGGCGCCAUCGGCACCGCCGCCGCCCUCCGCCCGCGCCGCCUUCACCAGACCCUCUACCUCGCCCUCUGCCUCGUCUCCCUCGCCGUCAACACCCUCGUCCUCCUCCUCACCCUCACCGCCACCGUCAAGGACUCCAGAUCCCCAACAAGGCGAGAUGGAAUCGUAGCGAGAGGGAGACUCGAACUCGAAGCGAGACGACUUGAACAAGAAGCGAGAUGGAAUCGAACUGUACGACAAGUGCCUCCCCAACGUAGCGAGAAAAAUCGAGAGAGCUAUGCGCGGUGCCCCAACAAAACUACUUCCCAGUCAAUUCCUACAUAUCUCCCUAACGAGAGAGUAGAAAUUCAAGCGAGAUAG
Nezara viridula (southern green stink bug) is the source of this 579-nucleotide messenger RNA. Lineage: Eukaryota; Metazoa; Arthropoda; Insecta; Hemiptera; Pentatomidae. The record is from the annotation of a GenBank genome assembly.